Molecule: messenger RNA, 1587 nt
Organism: Populus trichocarpa (black cottonwood)
Lineage: Eukaryota; Viridiplantae; Streptophyta; Magnoliopsida; Malpighiales; Salicaceae
Exons: 1
Coding region: 75-1352 (425 amino acids)
Source: RefSeq, a predicted model, not a curated record
ACACAGGCACUUUGCAACCCCAACAAUUGUCUCUCCCUCUCUCUCUGUCGUUCUUACACAAACAGCAAAGAAAAAUGGAGCUGCAAGAAACCCAGAGUAAGAACAAAAAUGGCCAAACCUCUACACCAGACCCAAAAACAGACCUUGGAAACCCUUACAAUGGCAAAACUUUAGAAACCCAUUACUUUACUGAAGACUUUGACAGUGCUUGUUCCACACCUUAUGUUAGCGCGCCUUCUAGCCCGGGUCGACCCGGAUCGGGACCCGUUAACGGCGGGUUCUUUUAUAGUUGUCCGGCAAGUCCAAGGCAUUUCGCAAUGACAUCAGCGGAAAAGGCAAUGGCGAAUUUUGCUUCUUCGCCUGAUAAUAGUGUCGCUAUUGGUUAUGAGUUUGAAUUCUCUGCACGGUUUGGCUCGACCGGGUCGGGUCAACCCGGAUCCAUGAGUUCAGCUGAUGAGCUUUUCCUGAAUGGUCAGAUCCGCCCCAUGAAGUUGUCUUCUCAUUUGCAGAGACCCCAGGUGUUAGCUCCUUUGAUGGAUCUUGAAAAUGAAGAGGAAGAUGGAGAUAGUAGUAAUGAAGAUGAAUUCAUGAAGGGUUGGAGAAAGGUUGGUGCUCAUGGUGAAAGUAUGUCGAGAGGAAGAGAUCUGAGGUUAAAGAACAAAUCUUUACGUAGAAGAACAAGAUCCAUGUCACCAUUGAGAAGCACUUCUUUUGAGUUUGAAGAUUAUGGUGAAGAAAACAAGAACGUAAUUGAUGGGUCUAUUACUUCUUUGGAAGUUAAUGAUGAAAGUCUCAAGCUUGAUGAGGCUACAACUAGUGGUGGCACUGAUACUCCUCCAGCUUCUGCAUCAUCUUCAAGGUCAUCAUCAGCUGGAAGGAACUCAAAAAAAUGGGUUUUUUUGAAAGAUCUUCUUUAUAGAAGCAAGAGUGAAGGGAGGAGCAACAACAAGUUUUGGUCUAACUUUUCCUUCUCACCGGUCAAGGAGAAGAGUAAGAAACAAAGUACUGGUGUCCAACUUGGUGUGUCAAAAGAGAAGGCUAGCAGCAGCAGCAGCACCAACAAUAGUAGGUCUAAUGUUGGUAGUGAGAGUCAGAAAGUGAAGGGAAAUAGUGGGCAUGGCUCUUCUUCUUCUUCAGGGAAGAAGCCAAUGAAUGGAAUAGGCAAGAGGAGAGUACCAGCAUCACCACAUGAGUUACAUUAUAAGGCAAGUAAAGCACAAGCUGAGGAGAUGAGAAAGAAGACAUUUUUGCCUUACAGACAAGGUUUACUGGGGUGUUUAGGGUUCAGUUCAAAGGGUUAUGGAGCUAUGAAUGGAUUUGCUAGAGCUUUGAAUCCUGUUUCAUCCAGGUAAUUAAGUAAUCAAAUGUGUUAAAAGGAACUUGUAUAUACAUUUUAUGAUUUUUUUUUUAAUUUACUUUCCUUUCUGUUAAAUCUUGUUGUAUUUUUAUGUAUUUAUUGAUGGAUAUUCUUCUCUUUUAGCUUAAAAGAGAAGUUUGUCCCUGAUCUAUGUAUUUUGUACUUUCUCUCAUAGGGUGUUUUAAGCCUAGAGAAAGAUCAAUAUCACUUUCUACCAGUAAUUACUUCCC